Molecule: messenger RNA, 2384 nt
Organism: Mugil cephalus (flathead mullet)
Lineage: Eukaryota; Metazoa; Chordata; Actinopteri; Mugiliformes; Mugilidae
Gene: uri1
Product: URI1 prefoldin like chaperone
Exons: 11
Coding region: 347-1816 (489 amino acids)
Biological process (GO): negative regulation of phosphatase activity; negative regulation of transcription by RNA polymerase II
Molecular function (GO): transcription corepressor activity; phosphatase inhibitor activity; chromatin binding
Source: RefSeq, a predicted model, not a curated record
GUCGCAGUGACGUCCCCGUUGCCUUGACGCUCGGACGUGGAGGUGCAUGGCGCAGCGAGGGUGACGAGGAAUACAUUUGCCAACCUUUGGAUACUAAAGCAACGAAAAACAGCGGAUAUUUCUGGAAAUCAUGCAAAAAUCCUGAAAUGAGAGUGUGAGAUGAUACCACUUCCGAGAGUGUGGAUAAUUAUCACUGCCCCGUUGAUGAAUACGAGCAGAACGGGUCUCAGGAAUCGCUGCUGCAGCUGCAUUCAUAAACACUUCUUUAGGACUCACAACAAACCCUGAGCUUUGUUUGGGGGUGUUUUUUUGUUAUUUUUUUCGGAACGGAUUCCUGUUGUGCACAAUGGCUGAAAAGAGUAAAACGAAUAUAGAGCAUCUCGGUGGUGUUGUCAGGCUCAGAGAGGAACACGAAAAGGUGGUGAAAGACUGUGAAAGUCGGAUUCAGCACUGGAAAAAAGUAUCAGACGACUAUGAAUCCCUGCAUGACCGCCUCCAAACUUUACCAGACCAACUGUCCUACGACAUCAUGGUGCCGUUUGGCCCCUUGGCCUUCAUGCCUGGGAAGCUCGUGCACACCAACGAGGUCACGGUGUUGCUGGGCGACAACUGGUUCGCCAAGUGCUCCGCCAAGCAGGCUCAGAAAAUCGUCGACCACAGGAUGAAGUAUGUGAAGAACGAAUUAGACGAUCUGUCCAAGACGGUGAAAAACUUUGAAGCCAGACUCGGGUUCGCAAAGGAUUUGGAAAAGAUCUCAGCCAGUAAAGGAGACUAUGCUGACAUAAGAGAGGAGGUCGGAAUCAUCGACUCCGCCAUCACCAAAGGAAAGCAAAGAAUAGCUCACAAACCAAAUUCUAAGCCCAAGCUGGAUGCAGUGUUCGAUCUGAAAGAGGAGGAUGAGGAAAACAAAGGGGAAAGGAAGAAUAUAUUGACCGAGGAGGAGCUGUGGGCUCGGCUGGAUGAGCUGGAGAAGCUGGAGGAGCUGCAAGAUGAGCAAGACAGAUUAUCUGACAACGCAGACAUGAAUGGAGAGGACACGUCAUCUUCUUCCUCAGAGGAGGAGAAGGAGGCGGACGCUGCUCCUCCAGUAAACGGGCUGAGUUUGAAGCCGAGCUGGUCCUCCAUGCCUCACAGUAAAGAGCCGCUCAGCACAGACAGGAAAGAGGAGGAAGACUACGAGGAAGAGGAGGGAAACUCUUUGCCCACCAUCUACUUCUCUCACACGGUCGAACCCAAGAAGGUGAGGAUAAACACAGGAAAAAACACCAUGUUGAAGUUCAGCGAAAGGAAAGAACAGAAGGAACACUCGAAGAGGAAAAAGAAAAAUGGCCACAGUAAUGGACAUCACGAACUUUACAAAAUCACUACACCAGCAGACAUUUACAGAUUGUUUGUGGACGUGAAGAACGGGGAGCCCAUUCCCAGGAAGUCCAUUCUCAAGUCGCGCAGUCGAGAGAACAGCGUGUGCAGCGACACGAGCGAGAGCAGCGCGGCGGACUUCGACGAGCGCCGGGUGAUCGGACGCGGCUUCAGCCACGACGAGGCGACGCACAGCGACACCAGCGACGGCAUCACGGAGGAGGACAGCCCCACGGUGGCGCCCCUGCAGCCCGCCAGCCGCUUCGAGGCCUUUUCGGGUACAGUGGUAGAAAAGGACCCCAUGCCUACAGCUGUCCCUCAUCUGACCAUCGCUCCGCCGGCUCUACCAACCAUCCCGGAGAGGAAACAGGAGGAGGUGGUGCCAGAUGUUGCUCCGCCCCAGCAGGCCACGAAAAGAGUUUCAAAGUUCAAAGCUGCCAGGUUGCAACAGAAAUGACUGUUAAAGAGAAAACACCCCCUACUUUCACACUAACGUCUCUUCUUUUCUUUUUUUUUUCCUCCUAAGCGUCUUCUUAACGAUAAGUGAACAAACAAAAAAAAAGUCAUCCUCUCUUUUGCUCACCUUUCAUCCACUUAUACUCUUAAUCAUACAGGGUUUCUGUAAUUAAAUAUGACUGUUCAGUGACAAGUACAGUAGCAACAUUAGCCAAUCAGUCUUGUGUGUGCUUUUUAACAAGCUGCAGACGCUCUUUAACGCCGUCUCGUUUGCUUCUUACAGUACAAAAGGCAUUUCUUUCUGUUGGGCUUGUUUUUGCCGUCUGUCGUACCACACUUCCGUUGAUUCUUGCUGUCGCCUGGUUAGGUAAGACUGUAGGCUUUGCCACAUAGAAACGAGUUGCCUUGUUUUCUUUUCUUUUCCCAAGUAUCGAUCGUUGAGCACAGUCGGGUGGCUCUCAUUUAUCGUCUCGUAACCUGCCUAAUGAAUGUACGUUUUCCUUUGUGACGAGCUUUAUGUAAAAAAAAAAAAAAAAAAAAAAGAGGAAAAUAAAUGAUUUUGACUACAA